Messenger RNA from Callorhinus ursinus (northern fur seal), 3409 nucleotides. RefSeq names its product tuftelin interacting protein 11 (gene TFIP11). Gene Ontology annotation, biological process: spliceosomal complex disassembly. Gene Ontology annotation, molecular function: nucleic acid binding. The record is from RefSeq and is a predicted model, not a curated record. NCBI's taxonomy places the organism in Eukaryota, Metazoa, Chordata, Mammalia, Carnivora, Otariidae. Gene Ontology annotation, cellular component: U2-type post-mRNA release spliceosomal complex.
AGAUCAUGACCUGAGCUGAAACCAAGAGCUGGAUGCUUAACUGACUGAGCUGCCCAGGUGCCCCUGCCUUGCUGCUCUCUUAGUCACUCGCCCUCGGGGAAUCCUGUCAUAUGUCAUGAGGACACUCAGCAGCCGUAAGUAGAGGUUCACGUGGCAAGUUCCGGAGGCCUCCUGCCGACAGCCAGCACCGGCCUGCCAGUUGUGUGAGCAAAUCGCCUUGGAAGCCAAUCAGCCAGCCUUGGUCAAGCCUACAGAAAUUUGUGUGAGAUCAUGCUCACUGUUGCCCCAAGCCGCGAAGUUUGGAAGAUACUUGUUACAUUGCAGUAGGUAAUGCGGAGGAGCUCCAGUUAUUUGUGAAUGAGUGAAGGAACCAGUGAAUGAAUGAGUGAUGAAUGAGUGAUGAAGGCUGUGCUUCCUCCCCUCCUCUGCGGGCUUGUGAGGGCGCUCGCCCGACAGAGGACACCCAGGCCUGUGGAUCCUCGCGUGCCAGAAUAGAGUCUUCACAAACUCUUGAAAGCCCCGCCCCUGGAGCCGAAGGCGCUCUAGCCUUCCGUUGCUGCCGUGGUAACCAGCGCGCCGUUUCCGCUACCGAUACGUCAUUUCCGGCGCGCCGUCCUAGACACAUCCGGGUUCCGGCCGCCGGAGCGGUGAGCUGCUCACCCAGAGCCCGUAGCUGUAUUUGGUCUGCGGGACCGGGGGGAGGCUUGGGUGAGGCUGGGACCCAGUGAGUGGAAUAAGCAGGGAGAACUUUGUGACAGAAGCGACCAGAGGUAGUGAACUCCCUGUCCCUGAAGGCUGCUUGCAGCAAGCAACUGGUAGUGACUGGCCAUGUCACUGUCCCACUUGUACCGAGAUGGGGAAGGCCACAUGGAUGAUGAUGACGAUGAGCGGGAGAACUUUGAGAUCACCGACUGGGAUCUCCAGAAUGAAUUUAACCCUAACCGGCAGCGCCACUGGCAGACCAAGGAAGAGGCCACCUAUGGAGUCUGGGCAGAGAGAGACUCAGAUGAAGAGAGGCCCAGCUUUGGAGGCAAACGGGCCCGCGACUACUCUGCGCCCGUCAACUUCAUCAGUGCAGGCCUCAAGAAAGGGGCAGCAGAGGGGGCCGAGCUGGAAGAUUCAGAAGAUGAAGAGAAGCCUGUUAAGCAGGAUGACUUUCCUAAGGAUUUCGGACCCAAGAAGUUAAAGACGGGUGGCAAUUUUAAACCCAGCCAGAAAGGCUUUGCAGGAGGAACCAAGUCUUUCAUGGAUUUUGGCAGCUGGGAAAGACACACAAAAGGCAUUGGACAGAAGCUUCUUCAGAAGAUGGGCUAUGUGCCUGGCAGGGGCCUCGGGAAGAAUGCACAAGGUAUCAUUAACCCCAUCGAAGCCAAGCAGAGAAAGGGAAAAGGUGCCGUAGGAGCUUAUGGCUCAGAGCGGACCACUCAGUCCCUGCAAGACUUCCCCGUGGUUGACUCUGAAGAAGAAGCCGAAGAGGAGUUUCAGAAGGAGCUGAGCCAGUGGAGGAAAGACCCCAGUGGAAGCAAGAAGAAGCCCAAAUACUCAUAUAAGACAGUGGAAGAGUUGAAGGCCAAGGGCAGGAUUAGCAAGAAGCUCGCUGCCCCCCAGAAGGAGCUUUCUCAGGUCAAGGUCAUUGACAUGACGGGCCGGGAGCAGAAGGUCUACUACAGUUACAGCCAGAUCAGCCACAAGCACAGCGUCCCUGACGACGGGCUGCCGGCGCAGUCCCAGCAGCCGCCUCAGCCCGGCAAAGAGGCCAAGGCGCCGGGCUUCGCGCUGCCCGAGCUGGAGCACAACCUGCAGCUGCUCAUCGACCUCACGGAACAGGAGAUCAUCCAGAGCGACCGGCAGCUGCAGUACGAGCGGGACAUGGUGGUCAACCUGUCGCACGAGCUGGACAAGAUGUCGGAGGUCCUGGAGCACGAGGAGCGGGCCAUCGCCAACCUCAGCAAGGUCCUGGAGGUGGUGGAGGAGUGCGAGCGGCGCCUGCAGCCCGGCUGCGGCGACCCCCUCACGCUGGACGAGUGCGCCCACGUCUUCGAGACCCUGCAAGACAAGUACUACGAGGAGUACAGGAUGUCCGACCGCGUGGACCUCGCCGUGGCCAUUGUCUACCCGCUCAUGAAGGAGUACUUCAGGGAGUGGGACCCGCUGAAGGACUGCGCUUACGGCACGGAGGUCAUCUCCAAGUGGAAGAGCCUCCUGGAGAACGACCAGCUCUUAUCCCACGGCGGGCAGGACCUCUCAGCAGACGCCUUUCACAGGCUGAUAUGGGAAGUCUGGAUGCCUUUCGUUCGAAAUAUUGUCACCCAGUGGCAGCCGAGGAACUGUGACCCGAUGGUGGACUUUUUGGACAGCUGGGUGCACAUUAUUCCCGUGUGGAUCUUAGAUAACAUCCUGGACCAGCUCAUCUUCCCCAAGCUGCAGAAGGAGGUGGAAAACUGGAACCCGCUGACGGACACCGUGCCUAUCCACUCCUGGGUCCACCCGUGGCUGCCCCUCAUGCAAGCGCGCCUGGAGCCCCUCUACUCCCCCAUCCGCAGCAAGCUGUCCAGCGCCCUGCAGAAGUGGCACCCCAGCGACUCCUCCGCCAAGCUCAUCCUGCAGCCCUGGAAAGACGUCUUCACCCCGGGCUCCUGGGAAGCGUUCAUGGUCAAGAACAUAGUACCCAAGCUGGGGAUGUGUCUCGGGGAGUUGGUCAUUAACCCCCACCAGCAGCACAUGGAUGCUUUUUACUGGGUCAUCGACUGGGAAGGAAUGAUCUCUGUGUCCAGCCUGGUGGGGCUGCUCGAGAAACACUUCUUCCCUAAGUGGCUUCAGGUGCUAUGCUCUUGGCUCAGUAACAGCCCGAAUUAUGAGGAGAUCACCAAGUGGUACCUGGGUUGGAAGUCCAUGUUCUCAGACCAAGUGCUGGCACACCCAUCUGUCAAGGACAAAUUUAACGAAGCACUUGACAUCAUGAACAGGGCAGUGUCCUCCAAUGUUGGUGCCUACAUGCAGCCCGGAGCGCGGGAGAACAUAGCCUACCUCACGCACACGGAGCGGAGGAAGGACUUCCAGUACGAGGCCAUGCAGGAGCGACGGGAGGCUGAGAACAUGGCCCAGAGGGGCAUCGGCGUGGCUGCCAGCUCUGUGCCCAUGAACUUUAAGGACCUCAUUGAGACCAAGGCUGAGGAGCACAACAUCGUGUUCAUGCCGGUCAUCGGGAAGCGACAUGAAGGGAAGCAGCUCUACACCUUUGGCCGCAUCGUCAUCUACAUCGACCGGGGAGUGGUGUUUGUCCAGGGCGAGAAGACCUGGGUGCCCACCUCCCUGCAGAGCCUGAUUGACAUGGCCAAGUAGAGGGGACAGGCUGAACCUUGCACCGGAGAGGGGACAUGGUCAUGAAUAAAUGGUAUUUUAAACCGCC